Drosophila ficusphila is the source of this 1515-nucleotide messenger RNA. RefSeq names its product probable cytochrome P450 6a21. The transcript has 2 exons. The record is from RefSeq and is a predicted model, not a curated record. The coding region runs from base 1 to 1515 and encodes 504 amino acids. NCBI's taxonomy places the organism in Eukaryota, Metazoa, Arthropoda, Insecta, Diptera, Drosophilidae. Gene Ontology annotation, molecular function: monooxygenase activity; heme binding; oxidoreductase activity, acting on paired donors, with incorporation or reduction of molecular oxygen.
AUGGCUGUGGGAGCGGUACUGUUGGCAGCGUUUCUGGCGUUAAUCGGCUACCUUUUGAUGAAAUGGCGUAGCUCUUUGAGAUAUUGGCAGGAUUUGGGAAUUCCCUGCGAUGAGCCGCACUUCAUGAUGGGCAACAUGGAGGGAGUCCGAACCAAGCGAUCCUUCCACGAGAUCUGGACGAGCACCUACAAGAAGUACCGGGGAACUGGACCGUUCGCUGGAUUCUAUUGGUUCCGCCGACCAGCUGUGUUUGUCCUGGAAACCUCCCUGGCUAAGCAGAUCCUGAUCAAGGAGUUUAACAAGUUCACGGAUCGCGGCUUCUACAACAAUCCCGAGGAUGAUCCAUUGUCUGGUCAGUUGUUCCUACUGGAUGGGCACAAGUGGAAGUCAAUGCGCCAAAAGCUAACGCCCACUUUCACAUCGGGAAAAAUGAAGUUCAUGUUCCCCACGGUGAUUAAAGUGGGUCACGAGUUCAUCGAUGUGUUCGGUGAAUAUGUAAAGAAGAACGAAAUUGUUGAGGUGAAGGAGCUGUUGGCCCGAUUUACCACCGAUGUGAUUGGCACCUGUGGCUUCGGCAUCGAAUGCAGUAGCUUGAAGGAUCCCGAAGCCGAGUUCCGGAUAAUGGGUCGUAGAGCACUAACUGAAGAGCGAUUGAGUCCCAUUGCAGUCGCGUUUACCAAUAGCUUUCCCAAUUUGUCACAUCGCCUUCAUAUAAAAAUCACUGCGGAACACAUCGAAGAGUUCUUCCUGCGAAUCGUCAGGGAAACAGUGGCAUUCAGGGAGCAAAACAAUAUUCGACGAAAUGACUUCAUGGAUCAGUUGAUUGACUUGAAAAACAACCAACUAAUGGCAUCCGAAACUGGGGAGAAUGUCAACCUAACAAUUGAGCAGAUUGCGGCGCAGGCUUUUGUGUUCUUUGCGGCUGGUUUUGAAACCUCCUCGACAACCAUGGGAUUUACCCUUUAUGAACUGGCCCAGCAUCAGGAUAUUCAGGAUCGGGUGAGGAAGGAGGUGCUGGAAAUUUGCCAGAAAAAUAACGGAGAGUUGACCUACGAAAGCGUCAAGGACUUGGUCUACCUUGAUCAAGUUAUUUCUGAAUCCCUUCGACUGUAUACUGUUCUCCCCGUUUUAAACCGCGUAUGCCUGGAAGACUUUGUAGUUCCCGAUAAUCCCAAGUAUGUGAUUAAGAAGGGAAUGACUGUUCUGAUGCCCAGCGGAGCCAUGCAUCGCGAUGAGAAGCUGUAUCCCAAUCCGGACACCUUUAACCCGGAAAACUUUUCACCCGAGCGCGUGAAGGAGAGAGAUUCCAUAGAGUGGCUUCCCUUCGGCGAAGGUCCUCGAAAUUGCAUUGGAAUGCGGUUUGGUAAAAUGCAGGCCAAGAUUGGAUUGGCCCUCCUUAUCAAGGAAUUCAAGUUCUCUGUCUGCGAUCAGACAACGAUUCCCAUGAAAUACAACAAAGAAAUGUUCCUUGUGGCAAGCGAGAAAGGCAUUUAUCUUAAAGUUGAACGAGUGUAA